This is a messenger RNA of Dichomitus squalens LYAD-421 SS1, 1026 nucleotides long. RefSeq names its product cytochrome P450. Gene Ontology annotation, molecular function: oxidoreductase activity, acting on paired donors, with incorporation or reduction of molecular oxygen; monooxygenase activity; iron ion binding. Bases 1 to 1026 code for a protein of 341 amino acids. The record is from RefSeq and is a predicted model, not a curated record. The transcript is spliced from 8 exons. NCBI's taxonomy places the organism in Eukaryota, Fungi, Basidiomycota, Agaricomycetes, Polyporales, Polyporaceae.
AUGGCUUCUCUUGCUGGUAUCAUCGUUGGCACGCUGUGUCUCGUGGUCCUCACACGGCUGGUAUGGCGUUAUCACUGCAAGCAACGAGCCCCUGUGCCACCACGACCUCCAGGACUCCCUAUCCUAGGCAAAGUUAACGAUAUCCCGGCACCUCCAUGGUUGAAGUGCAGCGAAUGGUGUCGCGAAUACGGCACCGAUAUCAUCCGCCUUAACAUGCUGGGAUUCGACAUCAUCGUUCUUGACACUCUGGAGGCCGCGAAUGAGCUUCUUGAUAAGCGGUCAUCCAUCUAUUCGGGCAGGGCGGGGCUUGGAUGGAAUUUCGGCACCAUGGAUUAUGGCGACGACUGGCGCGUUUGCAGGAAGAUGGCUCACCAUGAGUUCCAUGCGACGUCCUUCCAGAAACACCGGCCCAUCCUCGCUCGACGUGCCUACGAGUUCAUACACCGGCUCACAGAAGAGGGCCGCGAUCGCGCGAACAUCAUGAAAGUGACGUACGGCAUCCGAGUUUCCCUUGAAGACGAUCCGUUCAUCAAACUUGCGGAAACUGGUCAGGAGGCCGUGAGCAAGUGCCCGAUUGGCUUCUGCCUCGUCGAACUCUUCCCCAUCCUCGAAUACGUAUCCGCUUGGUUCCCUGGCGCGGGUUUCGAGCGGAAAGCCGCCGUGUGGCACGAAGCCGCCACGCGUAAGCUUCAUGUCCCGUAUGCAGACUUCAUAGAGCGCCAUGCGUCAGGAAAGGCUGAGGAAUGCGUGUCGAAAGCGCUUGCUGAAACGUUCGGCACCGACGAAGAUGUGCAGUCAUGCGCAAGACGUGAACUCGAAGGCGUGCUUGGCAUCAACCGUCUCCCGACGUUCGAGGACCUCGGUUCAGUGCCAUACCUUGACGCUCUGAUCAAGGAGCUAUUACGCUGGCACCCCAUAAUCUGUCUCGACCUUCCGCGCAAGCUGCGCGAGGAUGACGUAUAUAACGGAUUUCAUCUCGAGAACGACUCCAUAGUCAGUCAUAGUUGUAGCGCUUUCGUCACGUAA